CUCUGGGCCCUUUAAAGGAAUAUGGGAUGAGUCUGUUGAAUGGAGUCAGAGGGAGUCCCGCUGAAGUCUGCGAUACUCUGCAAAGAAAGACAAGGACCAGACAGACAGCGAGGACGAGACAUGAAACUCUGAUAAAUGAAUGAGAGACGAAUGAGAGGGGAACGAGGACGGACUGAAGAAGAAGUUAUGAACCGAACUGCGAAGAAUUACCGGGGAGAGAGUCCGUGAGCGGAGGAAGCCGACUGAGGGGGGAGAGACAACAAAGUCACAAGUACGUCAGAGUCCGGAGGCAGAGCAGCCCUGAGUCUUCACCAUGGCGGACGUGCUGGAGAGCGGCGGGUCAGGAGCCGUCAGAGUGGCCAGCGUGGACUGGCAGAAACGCUGCAUCGCUCUGGAGAUGCAGCUGCUGAGGUUCCGGCUGCAGGCGGGGAAAAUCCGAGAGCUGCUGGCUGAGAAGAUGCAGGAGUUGGAGCAGAGGGUGACCGAGGCUGACCAACGAGCAGAGAGCGCUGAGAAACAGAUUCAUGUCAUGGAAGAAAAGCUCAAGUCUGCAAACAUACAAACCAGCGACUCGGAGAGCUCAUUGUACAGGAAGUAUCAGGACCUGAGCAGUCAGGUUCAAGAAAAAGAUGCCAUGAUAAAGAGGUUGGAGAUGCAGCUGGAAAAACAGAUCUUAGUCAGAGCCCAGGAGGCCAAAAUCAUUGAGGAGAAGGCUGCCAAGAUUAAAGACUGGGUCACCUUAAAGCUUAGAGAGAUGGAGCAAGAGAACCAGCAGCUGAAGACGGCUAAUCUGAAGCAGUCAGAACAGAUAACGGUGCUGCAUGACAAACUACAAGCCCUCCUAGAGAAACCUACAUCCUGUGGAUCUCCUGCCACCUCCCCUGUAAUGGAUACCCACCUGGUGCCCAGCAGUCCGCUGUUUCCUCCCAGCUGCCCCGGCACGCCACCUGCCCAGGACGACAGCUGGAGACAGACAGGUCCCCGAGGAGCCGUCUCUAAUAUGAAGACGUCGCCCGCAGAUGUGAAAAGGACUCUAGAUAAGUCCAGUAAAGGGAUUUGCCUCGGAGACCUUGUAGCCCAUGAUGCUCUCUCUCAGACCUGGAGCAGAGAAGGUCCCAGCAGUCCCUCCAUCAGUGGUCCAGAGCUCCCAGCAGGUACUGAGGGUGCAGCAGGGGGCUCAGACAGAGACAACUCCUCUGAUGAACUCAACAGCAAAUUCCGCUCUCAGUGUCUCCACUCGUCCUCUUCCUCCUCGUCUUCAUCCUCAGCCUACGAAAUGGCACAUGGGCCGAGCACCCCGGAGCCUCCCAUCAGAAUGACGCCCAAAAGCCCGCUCCUGUCACGCUCCCCCUCCACCAACAACCCCUUCCCCAACCCUCAGAUCCACCUGUCAGGUACAAGCAUGACGUUACCCAAAGUCAGGACUCCACUCACCCCCAGAGACAGCAUCCAGCUGGUGAAGAAGCACUACAGCCAGCCCCAGCCCAGCCUUGACCGACUCCACCACCUCAACGUUAACAUCGACAUCAUGACCUCCUCCUCCUCCACCUCCUCCACCCUAAAGAGCACAGGCACCGCCACCUCUCCUUUCUCACAGGUCAUCGAGGAAACGGACAUUGAUGAUGGACUUUCUGACAGCAUGGAUGGAGUGGUGGAGGGGUCGGGAUCAGAGGAGACAGCCAAGGAUGGGGUCUCCUUUGUGGGACUGGCAGAGGAGCUGGAGCGUCUGGAUCCAGAGGUUCUAAAACCACCAACGCCACCUUUACACCGCUUCCCUUCAUGGGAGAGUCGGAUCUAUGCGGUGGCAAAAUCAGGAAUGAGAGUAUCAGAGGCAAGUCCUGGAGCCAGAGGCUUCGGACGAGUGUCUAACUUACCACAAUAUCCAGCGGCGGGUCCGUUCACUCAGUUGAUCUAUAAGAAUAUAAAUGUACCGGUCUACACCACACUGAAAGGGAAAGCCACUCAGAUCAGCAGCGUACCUCUGCCUGACGAAGACUCAGGGUCUGAGGAUGACAGCAGCUCUCUGGCCAGCUUACGGACCUCCAUCCUGAGUCCAGACAAGAAGGGCAGCGUUCCUGGGAGUCCUCGUGCUGUCAAGAGAGGAGUGUCCAUGUCCUCCAUCAGCUCAGAGAGUGAUUACGCCAUUCCUCCUGAUGCCUACUCCUUGGACAGUGACUACUCUGAACCAGAGCACAAAGUCCAAAGAACCUCCUCCUAUUCCUGUGAGAGCACUGGACCUGAGAUGCUGGAGAAGUCUGGGUACCUGCUGAAGAUGGGCAGUCAGGUUAAAGCCUGGAAGCGUCGCUGGUUCAUCCUGAGGAAUGGAGAGAUCCUCUACUACAAAUCUCCUAGUGACGUGAUCAGGAAACCUCAGGGUCAGAUUGAGCUCAACUCAUCGUGCAGUAUAGUUCGUGGAGAAGGAGCGCAGACGUUUCAGCUGAUCACGGAGAAGAAGACCUUCUAUCUGACCGCUGAUUCACCCAACAUCCUGGAAGAGUGGAUCAGGGUCCUGCAGAACAUACUCAAAGUCCAGGCUAGCAGCCCUGUUACCGUGGAGACCAGCGCCAAGCCCACAAUGAGAGGAUGGCUUACAAAGGUCAAACAUGGACACUCAAAGCUGGUGUGGUGCUCUCUGGUUGGAAAAAUCUUCUACUAUUAUCGAAACCAGGAAGACAAGCUGCCUCUGGGUCAGCUGCAGAUGCGGGAGGCCUCUGUGCAGGAAGUGGAUCGCUCCUGUGAUUCUGAUGAAGACUACGAGGCCGGCAGUCGAGGCUUCCUCUCCUCACACUGCACUUUAGUGGUCCAGCCCCGAGACCAGAGUCCUACGUACCUGCUCAUCGGCACCAAGCAGGAGAAGGACACCUGGCUGUAUCACCUGACUGUGGCAGCAGGAAGCAGUGCCACCUUUAAGGUGGGAACAGAGUACGAACAGAUCAUCGGGAAACUGCUGGAUGCAGAUGGAGAUCCAGACUCAGCCCUGUGGAAGAGCGAGGCCUUGAGCUUCUGUAAGGAGGGUCUGCGCUCGCCCCUCACCACGCUGCCCUCUGAAGCUCUGCAGACUGAAGCUCUCAAGCUUUUCAAGUCCUGUCAGCUCUUCAUCAACGUGCUGGUCGAGUCUCCAUCCAUUGAUUACCACACCUCUCUGGCCCAGAACGCUUUGCAAGUGUGCCUGACCCACCCGGAGCUGCAGAAUGAGAUGUACUGUCAGCUGAUCAAGCAGACGAGCAGCCGGACGCCACACAACUACUCCUUGACCCAGUGCUGGCAGCUGUUGUCUCUGUGUGUGGCUCUGUUUCUCCCUCAACAACAUUUCCUCUGGUACCUUAGACAGUACCUGCAGCGUAAUGCCGACCCAAGGAGUGAGGUGGGGAAGUAUGCGGUCUACUGUCAGAGGUCUGUGGAGCGAACUCUGCAGAACGGGGAGCGGGAGGCCAAACCUUCACGUAUGGAGAUCGUCUCCAUCCUGCUGAGAAACCCGUAUCACCAUUCACUGCCAUUCAGCAUCCCGGUGCACUUCAUGAACAACACCUACCAGGUGGUGGGUUUCGACGGCUCCACCACUGUGGAUGAGUUCCUGAACACGCUGAAUCAGAGGAUCUGUGUGAGAAAGCCUCAGCUGUCCGGCUUUGCCCUCUUUACCGACGAUCCAUCAGGAAAAGACCUGGAGCACUGCCUGCAGCCAUCUGCCAAGAUCUGUGAUGUAAUAUCCAAAUGGGAGCAGGCCCUGAAAGAGCUGCAUCCUGGGAAAAACGAAGGGACAAGGAUCGUCCGUCUAACUUACAAAAGCAGAUUGUGCUUCAGGUCUCAGGUGAAAGGAGAGACGGAGCGAGAGCGCCUCCUGCUGGCGUACCAGGUGAAUGAUGAGGUUCAGCAAGGCCACUUCCCCGUGAACAAAGAGCUGGCUCUGGAAGUGGCUGCACUCAUGGCACAGGUUGAACACGGUGAUCUGGAGAAACCAGCGGCCUCCUCCCCUGCCAGCUCUCCUCAGCAUAAAUCUCAGCUGAUUCUCCUGCAGGCUUUAGAGCGAUUUUACCCCAAGCGCUACAAACAGGACUGCAGCUCAGAGCAGCUCAGAGAUCUAACUGAGCGUCUGGCCACUAAGUGGUCUAUGCUACGUGGGUGCAGUGCAUCCGAGUGUGUGAGAAUCUACCUAACUGUGGCUCGGAAAUGGCCGCUGUUUGGAGCCAAACUCUUCAGUGCCAAGCCCGUCCCGCCCUCUCCUGUCGAGCUGAGCCAGGUGUGGCUCGCUGUCAAUGAAGAUGGACUGUGUGUGCUGGACUAUACCAUGCACACGCUUCUCUCGUGCCCCUUCCAGUCUGUGAUCACCUUUGGUGGUUGCCGUGACGAUUUCAUGGUGGUCUCAAGCCAGCAGAGGGAGCCAGGGGUCGGGAAGAAGAGCGUGGAGAAGCUGGUCUUUGCAAUGGCUAAACCAAAGAUCCUGGAGGUGACUCUGCUCAUGGCCAGCUACAUGAACCACUGGAACCCCAACCUCCCGUCUGCAGCGCACCAGCAGCCACUCGGCCACUGGGAGGGAGACAGCCGACACUUUCCUGCUAUGAACUAUACCACCAAGGGCCCCACACUACUGUGAAGAGAGACGAAGACUGUUAAAGUACAGGGAGGCCUGUUGACAGCAGAGACCUUUAGUCUGCAGUACAGAGCCAGGACUAGAAGAUCAGUCUAUGACAUGAAGAUGAGAUUUAGAGAGGUCUGGAUCAGUCUUCUUAGACUAUCUAUUUCUGCAACAACAGAGUAUUUGAACUCUGCUCUAUGUAGAUGUAAGAUCAUGCUCUAGUUCCUGUUGAUUGGACGUUGGAGUACAUCUUUAACUGUAGCAGUGGUCUGAGGAUGUGUUUUCACCUGCAGAGAGAUCCUUAUAGUCAAAUCUACAUGUUUUUCCAGUUUUUCAGACUUUCCCCUCAGUCAAUCAGAGAUUUUCCUUCUGAUAAAGGCCUCUGACUGGAACAGUGAUGUGUAUUUACCAUGGAUGAUCCCUCUAAGCCCAGGUCACACCAAAAUAUUCACAACAAAACCAGGUUUAGGUGUUUCAGGGAAGGGUUGAAAUUGUGAACUGAGCUAAAGGCCAGAUAUUUGUGGCCUGAAGCUCACAGCAUAUGGUGGUUAGCCUCCUGAAUAGUCUGUUGAAACACCCGCUGACAGCAGUCGCUCCUCUGUUGACAGCGGUAUGAACUGAGCAGAGUUUAAGGUUCCAGCUUGUCUCCUCACAAACCUUCAGUCUGAUCUGGGCUUCACUAAAAAGUCUCUGUUUGUUUACGGUACGCUGCAAAGAGAAGGGAUUGUCAUGGUCCGUGAUACUUCACUUAUAUAGAUUUUAGUAAAUUAACUGCUAAUAACUCUAACUUAGAGAUGCUUCUAACCAUUGUUCUCACCAUAGAGUAAAUCUAAGAGUUAUUUUAUCAAGUCAUUGAAAAUAGAAGAAAAGGUCUAUUGUAGAUUUUGGAGCCCAACUAGGGAAACAAUAACAGAUUUAAUAUUGUAGGAACACACAAAUACACCCUUGAUAGCUGGAACCAAUCAUGGUUCUAGCAAUAGAAGUACUCAUUAAAAGAGCAUUAGGCUAAUAUUUAAAGAACCUUUGUAAUCAAUUUCUAUUGUGCUUAAUAAAGAUAUUCAUAUUUAGCUUACAUAUGUAGGCCAGAGAAGGCCAAAUUAAAGUGAGGAGUCUGAAUAGUGGCCCAAACUUCCUAUAAACAUACAGAAUCUGAGGUAUGGAGGGAAACAAGGGUACGUAAAGAUGUUAAUGCUAAGCUCAAGUAUCGGUACUGGCUGGUUUUUGGGUUCACACAAAACUAAAUUAAUUUCAGUUUUGAAUUAUAAAUCCUAAACUGACUUUAUUUUUCAUGGUUGAAAACAUUUAAAGAAAACAUUGAGAAAAGUUUGGUUUUUCAUGUUCCAUUUAAAAAAAGGGGGAAAAUCAAAUAAUUAGAACACAAACAACAAAAAGUCAGAGGAUCUUAAUUGUUAAUAAAACAUCUCUAGAACUGUUCUCCUGUAAUAAUAAUCAUAAUAGUAAUAAAAAUAAUAAUAAUAAGAAGAGAAUAUCAGGGUUGUCUCUGACAUUGAGCUCUGUGUGGUUCUCUGCCACUUCAGACAGUAAAAAGACACCUACAGAGCCAGUUUAGCCUUUUUCAGAAAUAUUUAUGUCUACAUUAGUCAAACAGCAAUGGUAGAUCUGCAUGACCAUUUUUGACCAUUUUUUUCUCUGUGAUUUUCAAAAUAAAAGCUCAGUCUGUUUUGAUUUUCAAAAUGGAAAAUGGAAUUUAAACAACUUUAAAGCUUUUGCUCAUCUUUAAUAGACCAUGAAAAGUAAAAUUACUUUGUGCUAUAACUCGAUUUUUUUAAUUUGACGUAAAAAAAAAAAAAGAAACAACUGCACAUUUUUACUAUUUUAUUAUCCGUUUCAGAACCGUGAAUCCCAAGACCAAAGACCAAAAGACCCCCUGACCAUAAGACCUGGGUAAAAAUUCACCUGUAAAAUUAGUGUAAAUUUCUUUAAAUAAAUGCUGCAUAUACAUCAACCUUUUUUUUAUAAAUAACAAACAAAUAAAUGGAAAAACUACCAAGAACAAGACAAGCUGAAGAGCUUCUAGUUUGUUUAUAUGACUUGAAUAAUUUUGGAUCAAACCACUGUCUCUCUCCUGUCCAUACUAGUUAUUUAUUUCCUGUCAGACUUCUUUUCUUACCUUAGAUGGUUUUCCACCAGUGAAAAAAACAUUAAUUUUUCUUUCUGUAGCAGAGUAAUUUAAGAGGUUAUGUGUUAGGAUGUUUGAGAGGUUGUGUCUUUUUGUGUUGCCUGUAUGUGUGCUCCUAAAUAAACGGUAC
Cheilinus undulatus (humphead wrasse) is the source of this 6843-nucleotide messenger RNA. It is a transcript of the gene plekhh1, whose product is annotated as pleckstrin homology domain containing, family H (with MyTH4 domain) member 1. Bases 314 to 4591 code for a protein of 1425 amino acids. NCBI's taxonomy places the organism in Eukaryota, Metazoa, Chordata, Actinopteri, Labriformes, Labridae. Gene Ontology annotation, cellular component: cytoskeleton. The record is from RefSeq and is a predicted model, not a curated record. The transcript has 30 exons.